AUGACCACCGCCUUAUUCGCCCGCCGCUUUGCGGCUAUUCCCAAGCUUGGAACCGCGCCCCCAAUCUCGCUUCGCCCACACCUGUCUUGUGUACGGACCUACUCGACUGCCACCGAUUCCCCUCCUUUUCUCCAGAGGCUCAAGGGCGACCUGAAAACCGCGAUGCGCGCCAAGGACGCUCAGAGGCUCUCCGUUCUCCGUGCAGUAAUGUCCGCGACUCUGAACGCUUCCAAGGGUCCCACCCCUAUCCGAACAGACGUCCAGCUUGUUGCCCUGCUCAGGAAGACACAGAAAUCUUCCCUCGAUGCCGCCAAAGAGUUUAGGGGCGCUGGGAGGGAGGAUCUAGCCCAGAAAGAGGAGGAACAGGCGUCAAUCUUGGGAGAAUAUGCCGCGGCCAGUGGCGUCCAGACCCUGGGGGAGGCUGAGCUCAAGGCUCUCGUCUCCGAGGCUGUCGAAAGCGCCAAGAGUGCUGGUGUGGCGUCAAAGGCGCUUGUCGGAGACGUCAUGAAAAAGCUGUCUGGUGCUUUGGAAGGCAAGGAUGUUGACCGGAAAGAGCUGGCCAACCUGGUUAAAGAGAUAGCUGGCAGCGAGUGA
This is a messenger RNA of Parascedosporium putredinis, 594 nucleotides long. Lineage: Eukaryota; Fungi; Ascomycota; Sordariomycetes; Microascales; Microascaceae. The record is from the annotation of a GenBank genome assembly.